Perca fluviatilis (European perch) is the source of this 1752-nucleotide messenger RNA. It is a transcript of the gene micos13, whose product is annotated as mitochondrial contact site and cristae organizing system subunit 13. NCBI's taxonomy places the organism in Eukaryota, Metazoa, Chordata, Actinopteri, Perciformes, Percidae. Bases 1 to 519 code for a protein of 172 amino acids. Gene Ontology annotation, biological process: cristae formation. The transcript is spliced from 5 exons. Gene Ontology annotation, cellular component: mitochondrial crista junction; MICOS complex. The record is from RefSeq and is a predicted model, not a curated record.
AUGUGCCAGAACCCACAUAAUAAGUCUGUUGCAGGCAACUUUAUUGACACAGCCCGUGUACGCAGAGAUCAAACAGGGUUGUCCUUCAGCAGAGCUAUCCAGAUAGCGUUCACUCAAGCUUAUUCUUGGCGUACUUGGAAUAAUAGUACGUUAAAGGAAACUAAACUGCAGUGGACCAUGGCGGCAAGGAUUUUGCCCGUAGUUAAACUGGCCACCAAGUUGACCAUUGCAGGAGGAGCUCUCUACGUCGCCUGUGACUCUGGUCUGUUGGGAAGCAGUGAGCAAGGCUCUGAGGCCCUGGAGAAGGCCAAGGCUGCAAUACCCCCCGCCAUAGACGAAUGGAUGAAGUACUUUGGCCUGGAGGCUCAGCUUCCAACCAUGCCUAAGGUUGAAUUCUCCCCUGUUCAGGCGUGGAACUCUGGGGUGCGGCAGACAAUUUCAACUCUUUCAGAGGCUCCAACAAAAGCAACUGGAUACACAAAUCAGUGUUUGCAGUACCUGAAAGACCUCACCAAGUGAAUAGGACCUCUCUGGACAACCUGACAUUUAUCAAUCUUUUUGAGUUUUGCACUUGAGAAAUGACAUUACUUCUUUAAAAAGUUGUAGCCCCUCCCAAGAAAGAAGAAACGCCCAAUAUUAAAGAAAACAGCUAGACAAAAAUUCAGCUGCAAGGAGUGCAGUCUCCUGAAUGGCUAAUGCGGUUCUCAAAAUGAUAGUGGCAUUGGUUGGAAGUUGUACAUAAUGCUAGGAAGCAAAAUGUCUUUUAAAAAAAGUUGUUCUUUCAUUUUGUGUAUACCACCUAAUUUAAUUUAGCUCAGUGCUGUCUAAUACAAUAUUUCACUGCCCUUUGUUCUCAAACCCAAACAAUGUUACGAAGAGAGUGUCUGUUGUGUGUGUAUAUAUGCAGUUUCACCAUUUGUGACUAAAUAAUACAUCAAUCUUAAAACACGUCCAGUCUUUAGUUUUGAUUUAUUGAGGCAGAGUACAUACUACAUUGUUGAUCCUGGCAGUGUGUUCAAAGAAAAAGACCAAACAAAUGUGCAAAAAUCUUUAUUACUCAUGACAGAAUAAUAAUGACACAAAAUUGCCUGUUGAUGCUGCUACAACUUCAGAACAGGAGGUUAUUUAAAGCAUGAAGAAGAGCACGCACAGUCAUCUGUAACUCCACUCUACACAACACAAACACCACACAGCACCACUAGCGGUGAUGUACAGUUUUUUUAUUUAUUUUUUAUUUAAACAGUUUCCGUGGGUUAAAGAAACGGUAGCAAUUCUGCCACACGUUGUCACUUCUCUGUCGAAGUAUGGUUUGAAUACCUCCGGACACACUGUUCAGAUAAUGCAUGCAGAGUUUUGACAACUAAAAAUAACGGUAUAUCUACCGAUUUGACUAGUUUACUGAGGGAUAUACACGGAGUGACUUGAAGAAGACUGAGAGGGCCAAGACCAAUUCGGCAACUAGUGACAAAGUUGGGAUGAAACCAAUACUGCAAGCAUACAUGUCAUGUUUGCAAGACAAAGAGACAGUUAUAAAGAAUAGAACCAGAGUUAGUUACUUUCAACAAACUGGUUUGUCAGUUGAUUAUACCUUAUGCUAGAUAUUCAGUUUAUAAUGAAUGUAAAUAAACGACCCUUUCACUAAAAGCUGGUGGUGUUUUGAUGAGAUAUUCGUAUAAAUGAGAGGAACCACUACUGGCAACAUUACAAGGCAUUUUACACAAGUUGUACAUAUUAAAUACUGUCAUUUGAAAA